Molecule: messenger RNA, 2041 nt
Organism: Dermatophagoides pteronyssinus (European house dust mite)
Lineage: Eukaryota; Metazoa; Arthropoda; Arachnida; Sarcoptiformes; Pyroglyphidae
Product: phosphatidylinositol-3,5-bisphosphate 3-phosphatase MTMR2-like
Biological process (GO): phosphatidylinositol dephosphorylation
Cellular component (GO): cytoplasm; membrane
Molecular function (GO): phosphatidylinositol-3,5-bisphosphate 3-phosphatase activity; phosphatidylinositol-3-phosphate phosphatase activity
Source: RefSeq, a predicted model, not a curated record
UUUUUGUUUCAUGACAAAUCUUUUUGUUUAUUUUUUAUCGUGUUGAGGGCGGAUUGAUUGAUCGUAUUUUAUUUUCAUUUAAGUUGAAUUUUAUUCAUUUUAACCAUCGUUUUUUUUCUGGAACAUCUAUAUCCAAAUGAAUCGAAACGAUAAUUAUACAAAUUCACCAUUAAGUCCGGUAUUGGAAAUUAGUCUAUCGGGUGAUAAUCCUGAUGAUAUACCAUUAUUUCCCGGUGAAAAAAUUGAUUCAGAAAUUAAUGCUCGUGAAGUAACAUAUAUUUGUCCAUAUGAAGGUGAAAUACGAGGCCAUCUUUAUUUAACAAAUUAUAAAUUAUAUUUUAAAAGUAAUGAAGAACAUGAAAAAACACGAUUAGUACAUGUACCAUUGGGUACUAUUAAAAAAAUUGAUAAAUUUGGUGGUUCACAAACAAAAGGCAACAAUGCUUAUGGUAUAAUAAUACAUUGUAAAGAUGUUCGAACAUUAAAAUUUGCACAUAGCCCGGAAAAUCAUUCACGGCGUGAUGUUUUCGAAAAACUACGUCAAUAUGCAUUCCCAUUAACCUAUGCAUCGACUAAGAAUAUGUUUUGUUUUGAAUUUAAAGUUACAUAUCCAGUUGAUGGUUGGUCAAUAUAUGAACCAUUAGCUGAAUAUAGACGAAUGAAUUUACCGAAUGAAUCAUGGCGUAUAACAAAAAUUAAUGAUAAAUAUAAACUAUGUGAUACAUAUCCAGCCAUUUUAGUUGUACCACAUAAUGUUACUGAUAAUGAUUUACAAGCUGUUGCAGCAUUUCGUAGUCGUGCAAGAUUACCGGUAUUAAGCUGGAUACAUCCAGAAUCACAAGCAAGUAUUGUACGUUGUUCACAACCAUUAACCGGUAUUAGUGGACAACGUUCAACCGAUGAUGAAAAAUAUAUACAAAUGAUAAUGGAUGCAAAUGCACAAUCACAUAAAAUAUUUAUUAUGGAUGCUAGACCACAAACAAAUGCAAUGGCUAAUCGUACACGUGGUGGUGGUCUUGAAAAUGAACAUUUAUAUAAUAAUGCUGAAAUACAAUUUCUUGGUAUUGCUUCGAUUCAUCCGAUGCGUGAAAGUUUAAGAAAAUUGACUGAACUUUGUUAUGGAAAUAUUGAUGAUUCAUUGUUUAUGUUGGAAUUGGAAAAAUCACAAUGGCUUAAACAUAUACAGAUUAUAUUGAGUGGUGCUGUUCGAAUUGUCGAUAAAAUUGAAUAUCAAAAAACAUCGGUCGUUGUACAUUGUAGUGAUGGAUGGGAUCGAACAUCACAGCUAACUAGUCUGGCCAUGUUAAUGUUGGAUCCAUAUUAUCGAACAUUGACUGGUUUUCAAGUAUUGAUCGAAAAAGAAUGGCUCAGUUUUGGUCAUAAAUUUGCUCAACGACUUGGUCAUGGUGAAGAUAAAUCAUCGGAUGAUAAUCGUUCACCAGUAUUUCUUCAAUGGCUUGAUUGUGUUUGGCAAAUUCAACGACAAUUUCCUACUGCUUUUGAAUUUAAUGAAACACUUUUGUUAGUUAUUGCCGAUCAUAUGUAUUCAUGUUUAUUUGGAACAUUUUUAGGUAAUUCAGAAUCAACACGUAAACGUGAUGGUCUACCACAGAAAACCAAAUCAAUAUGGUCAAUGGUAAAUACUUAUCGAGAUGAAUUUCUAAAUGCUUGCUAUACAACAGCACCAACACCAUACACAAUUUCAAUGACAGCAUCAUCAACUAAAGAUUAUGUUAUUAUACCACGUUGUGCUGCACCAUUUAUCGAAAUAUGGACAAGUUAUUUUUGUCGUUGGAAUAUGAAUAUUUCACCACAAUCAAUUGAUCAGAUACGUUUACGAAACAAAGAAUUAUUAGCUAUACGUGCUGCAUUACAGAAAAAAGUUGAAGAAUUACAGAAUAAAUAUUCACGUCAAUCAAAUGCUGUAUCGAAUGCUGGUCAUUCAAAUUCAUCUGGACCAUCAUCACCAUCAAAUUCACAGUUAACGAAUACGAAUCCAAAUGCAAGAAUUGUUAAUAUAUAGAACGCCAAAAAAUGAUCA